This is a messenger RNA of Spodoptera frugiperda (fall armyworm), 4584 nucleotides long. RefSeq lists its product as uncharacterized. The record is from RefSeq and is a predicted model, not a curated record. Gene Ontology annotation, biological process: DNA integration. NCBI's taxonomy places the organism in Eukaryota, Metazoa, Arthropoda, Insecta, Lepidoptera, Noctuidae. Gene Ontology annotation, molecular function: nucleic acid binding.
AACUGUUGUGUACUGAUUGUAGGUACUUGUCAAAUCUUAGUAUGUAAGUCAAGGGUACAACACUAUUAGUUUAGUUCACCUUUGUAUUGUACAACCCUAUUAUUUUCAGUUCACUUUUGUACUGGUUCUGCUACAAAGCACAAUAAACGUAUUUACUUAAAUAUGGUAUUUUAAUGGACAUAACAGUGGCGACGAAGGUUAAACAUAUACUAUGGAGCGUAAAUUAGUGAAAUAUCAUGAGUUCAAUGUGAAAAAUGACAAUUGGGACAGUUACAUAGUUCGGCUAAAUUAUUGUUUUGAAGCAAGUGGAAUCAUCGAUGAUUCGCUUAAAAAAGCUAACUUUUUUACUGUUUGUGGUGCUGAGGUGUUUGAGACCGUUCUCGCGCUAAUCACUCCACGGAAAUCUAGCGAUGUGACUUUUGCUGAAGUGACAAACAUUUUGACCAAACAUUAUUCUCCGAAGCCUAAUGAAAUAUCAGUGUCUUACAAAUUCUACAAACGUGAUCAAGCUGCGAAUGAAUCGGCAUCAGAAUAUAUCGCUCAACUGAGGAAAAUUAGUACAGACUGUAAUUUUCCAAACCUGGAACGCAUGUUGCGAGACAGGUUGGUAUGCGGCAUGAGCGAUCGCAAGCUGCAGUACGAGUUGUUAAAGAAGAACGAUUUGCAAUAUCAGGACGUAGUAGACGCCAUGGUGUCAUCAGAGACUGCGGGGAAGGAUGCACGUAUGAUACACGCCAACGAGCAGGCGACAACGUCGUCGCCCAGCGCCGACUUGUCUCUGCCGUCUACGGAGGAACCAAUGGAUGUGAACGCAAUGAAAAUCAGAGCGAACGUUCGUCUCUGCUACCGAUGCGGCGAUCGUCAUGGUGGUGAAUGCCGUUUUGUCAAUGCAGUUUGCCGGUAUUGUAAGAAGAAGGGUCACAUUGAGAAGAUCUGUUCAGCUAAAAAGAAAAAUAACCUAAGCAAAGUGAAUUACGCCAGUGACGAAUCUGAUGCGCAACUGAAUGGAAUCUACAAGGUGACUGGUACACAGUCGCACGUGCCGGCAUACAAACUGCGUGUGUUGCUGGACGGUGUGCCCGCCGAGAUGGAAGUGGACUCUGGUGCCGCGUUCUCAAUCAUCAACGAGCGCACGUGGGACCGCUUGCCGCCGCGCGCCGCGCCGCGACCGUUACACACAAGAUUACGCACGUGGAACGACUCGCGGGUUUUGGUCAUCGGCCAAGCGACAGUUACGGUACAAUAUAAGGACAUUAAGCGCGACUUGACUGUAGUGGUAGCUAAGGGCUCGGGGCCAAAUCUGAUAGGUCGUGAUUGGUUUGAGGCUCUAGAAAUAUCGGUAAGUGUAAAUAAAAUUUUUGAUGUCGAUAUGUCUGUGAUUGAUAAGUUGUUAACGAAAUAUAGGGAGGUGUUCAAGGACGAACUCGGUACAUACCGGGGAAAGCCUGUCUCGAUUCACUUAAAACCGAAUGCACAUCCAAAGUUUUUAAAAGCACGGCCUGUACCGUAUGCUAUUAAAGAUAGGGUUGAAAAAGAAAUUGACCGUUUGGUAGCUGAAAAUGUCUUGAAGCCCGUGUCGUAUUCAGACUGGGCGACCCCGGUUGUACCGAUUAUUAAAAAAACGGAUAUCCGCCUCUGUGGCGAUUACCGAAGCACGGUCAAUCAGGCUACUGAGUCUGACACAUACCCAAUGCCUACUGCUAGUGAGGUUUUCGCAACAGUAUCUGGGGGUAAAUUCUACACUACACUGGAUCUAGACAGAGCAUAUACACAGGUGGUAGUCACGGACGAAACAGCACGACUCUUAACAUUAAACACAUGUAAGGGCUUAUACACAGUACACAGGUUAGCUUUUGGGGUGAAGGCUUGCCCGGGCAUUUUCCAGCGAUUGAUGACGGCAUUGCUAGCCGGAGUACCCGGUGUCGCUGUACUGAUUGAUGACGUCAUCAUCAGUGGACGCACUAUGCCAGAGAUGUCACAACGUCUGGAGAAGGUCCUGCAGCGAAUAGAGACGGCCGGUUUGCGUCUCAAUAUGAGUAAAUGUAAGUUCGCUAAGGAGCGAGUGGAAUUUUUAGGUUUUGUUAUCGACGCCGACGGAAUUCACCCGGCACCAAGUAAAGUGGAGUCGAUACUGAAUACACCAGAACCUAAGAAUGUCCAACAGCUACAAGCUUUUCUAGGCUUGUAUAACUUUUAUGAACGGUUUGUUCCUCAUAAAGCUACUAUCCUUGAGCCUUUACAUAGGUUGCUCGACAGAUCCCAGGAGUGGGUGUGGUCAGAUAGAGAGCAGAGCAGUUUUAAUACUGCUAAGCAUCUUCUAUCUUGUGAUUUAACGCUGGUGCACUAUGAUCUAAAUAAGCCGUUGGUUCUAACCUGUGACAGUUCUGAAUAUGGAGUGGGAGCCGUCUUGUCUCAUGUGAUGGACAACGGACAGGAACGCCCUGUGGCCAUGGGCUCUAGGACACUUCACACGCACGAAAGACGCUACUCCCAACUCGAUAAAGAAGCGACUGCUAUAAUGUUCGGCAUAAGUAAAUUUCACAAUUAUUUAAUGGGUAGGUCAUUUAUGAUAGUAACUGACCAUAAACCGUUACUAGGCAUAUUUGAUCCAAAACGCCCUAUCCCCAAUGUUUUGUCACCUCGUCUGACGAGAAUGGCUUUGAUACUCACUUCCUAUAGUUAUGACAUUACGUACAAGCCAGGGCCACAGAUAGGUCACGCUGACGGGUUAAGUCGCUGGCCACAGCCUGUCCCUGAACAACCGGAGCCAAUGAUGGCUGAUAUAUUACUUAUGGCUGAAGCUCCUGAAGAUUUUCCUGUUGACGUGGACACAUUAGCACACGCCACAAAACGUGACAAAGUCCUCAACCGGGUCAGUCAUCACAUUCUGUGUGGCUGGCCAGCUAAAGAAUCAGACAAUCAGCUACGUCCAUACUGGUUGCAUCGUACUGAGCUGUCAUUGCAUGAGGAUUGUGUUCUGUUAGGUUGUCGUGUGGUGGUACCAUCAUCACUACGAGAACCUGUGCUGCGUGCUUUACAUAAAGCUCACAGUGGUAUUGUUCAAACAAAAGCACUGGCAAGAAGUUAUGUCUGGUGGCCACAGCUGAACAAUGACAUUGAGUCGUUAGUAAAAAAUUGCAAUAAGUGUUUAGAAAGCAGGCAUAUGCCACCUAAGACCACAUACGAGUGGAUCUUGCCAACAAAACCUUGGUCUAGGUUGAACAUUGAUUUCGCAGGGCCUUACCAAAAUAAAACGUUUCUUAUAAUUGUUGAUGCAUAUUCUAAGUGGCCUGAGGUAUUUAUUGUUAACAAUAUGACUUCAGCUACUGUAAUUAGGUAUUUAAGAAUUAUUUUUUCUAUUCACGGCCUGUGUAAAACCUUGGUUUCUGAUAAUGGUACAGCUUUUGUUUCGACUGAGAUGAAACAAUUCUUAGAGGCUAAUAAAAUUAAACAUAUUAAGUCGGCUCCUUUUCACCCCGCUACUAAUGGGCUGGCAGAACGAAUGGUGCAAACGGUGAAGGAUAAACUUCGUAAAAUGGAUGGUAUGUCCUGGGAUAUUAAAAUUCCGAACAUGCUUUUAGGACUUAGAGCUUCACCAUGUACAACUACUAACAAGAGCCCAGCAGAGCUUUUGUUUAAUAGAAGAAUUCGAACAUUAUUAGACUCUAUUAAUCCACUGGAUAAACAACAGAAAACUCGGGAAAAUCAAGUGGAGCGGAAUAUUAAUAAGAAAAACAGACAGACAGACAUAGGAGAAAAGGUUAUGUACAGAAACUUUAGUAGUGGACCACGUUGGUUACCAGGUACAGUCAUUAACAAAGAAGGUCCAUCCAGUUAUCGGGUCAAAACUAAGGAGGGAACUGUAGUCAACAGACACAUAGACCAAUUGAUUAAACAGCAUUCACAACACACAGAUACAGAACAAGAAAAUGAGGAAUUAGAUAGGAAUAGGGAAACGGUAAUGGUGGAACAAACUAAUGGGGAAGGACAAGAUCAGGCUAUGGGAGAAAUACCAUCUAGUCAGGAUAGUGACCAAAUUAUAGAAAUACCAAGUUCAGAUAAAUGGGCUGAAAUGUUAGGGAUACCUAGAGAGUCUGAGGUUGAGUUUGCUGGUGGGAAGAUUAAAACUAAAAUAAUAUCUGCUCAACAUGGUAAGACUCCAUAUACAAGACCGACUAACGGUUGUAACUAUUUGCUGUAAGUGUAGUGUACUUUAAGAUGUUUCCAAUUGUUAAUUUAAUGAUUAUACACAUUAUAUAGCUGUAGUGAAUAGAUAUAUAAGCUAAUGUAUAAGUUUAUAAUAAGUUUAAUUGAUGUGACUGAUUAAGUAAAGGUGUUAGUUUAAGUAUUGUUAUGUAUAUCUUUUGUUUGUGUAAUUUACAUACUUGGGGGAAAGGUAUGUUGUGUACUGAUUGUAGGUACUUGUCAAAUCUUAGUAUGUAAGUCAAGGGUACAACACUAUUAGUUUAGUUCACCUUUGUAUUGUACAACCCUAUUAUUUUCAGUUCACUCUUGUACUGGUUCUGCUACAAAGCACAAUAAACGUAUUUACUUAAAUAUGGUAUUUUAAUGGACAUAACAAGA